Messenger RNA from Zeugodacus cucurbitae (melon fly), 3316 nucleotides. RefSeq names its product myb-like protein Q. The record is from RefSeq and is a predicted model, not a curated record. Lineage: Eukaryota; Metazoa; Arthropoda; Insecta; Diptera; Tephritidae. The coding region runs from base 590 to 2872 and encodes 760 amino acids. Gene Ontology annotation, cellular component: nuclear body. The transcript has 6 exons. Gene Ontology annotation, biological process: positive regulation of DNA-templated transcription.
AUUUGAAUUUGUGGUUUAGGAUGUGUAUGUGUGUAGGUAUAUAAUCAUUUGUAUAUUAUAAUUGAAUUUAUUUUAUUUUAUUUAUACUGGUGAGAGAUCUCGAAUUAAUUAAUACAAUUGAUUAAAAAAAAGCAGAACACACUAAUUGGAUAUGCUCAGUGAGCAAAUAAAUUUACCGCUUAAGUAAAUGCACAUGCACAGUGGCUGGAGAAAGGACUUCAAAGUCUAAAACAACAAAAAGAAUUGUACAAAUGCAUAUCCGCAUGCAGCAGCCUCCACCACUAUGCGAAUAUAUAUAUAUGUAUGGGGUAGUAGCUGCACAAUUGCCCGUCACAAGGCACGAGCGCAUGUUGCCAGGAAAAGAAUACUAUGUAUGCUCGCUACAAAUACGAAAAAGAAAAAGUCAAUGCCCAACAAUGAGAAACUAACUAUCGCGCAUGUGCAGCAAAAUGUUAUGCGCAGAUUUGUGAUUACUGACGGACCGGCUACUUGUACAAAGGUGUCGGAUGCGUUGGGAAAACUUUGUAUGUAGCGUGUUAAGUGUGAUGAGACACUGAUCUCCUGCAGCUGAGUUUAGUCCAUAAAGAAAAUGAGUCAGAAAAGUAGUGCGCGCUUAAAGCUGAAGCGUCGUUCCGGUGAGCAAUGGGUGUCCACUAAUCGCGUACUCAACAGCAUUUCGGGCUCAAAGAAAGCCUGCAGUAUCGGACGUAAUCCUAACUUUGAUACGGACGAAACAAAACUGCUCAUCCAACUGUGGGGCGAUCCGAAAGUGCAGCGCACACUUAUUAUAGCGCACAAAAAGCAUGCGGUGCUCUGUGAUCUCGCCUCAAAGAUGCAGCAGUACGGUUACUAUCGCUCGCCGGAAGAGAUUAGUACACGUGUGAAGAAUCUCAAAUGUUUCUACAAUCGUUUGAAGAAAGAAAUCGAAUCGGGUUUGGCGUCGGCUGCUGAGCCCACUUGGAAACAUUACGCCGAAAUGGAUGCGAUUAUGAAGCGACCGAUCUUUAGUGUGCGACCGAAUGAGGUGCCACCACCUUCGCUUAAAUAUCAAUUGGAGAAGGCGCGUGAAGAGCGUGAGGAGCGGAGACAGAAAAUUUUAGAAGAAGGCGGUACAGUGUCCGAAAGUGAUGACGGUCUGGAUGAGUUGGUUGCGUUGAGUAACGGUAAUGCUUCGAAGAACGACAUUGAUGAUGGCAUCAUACCAGAUGUUGAGGUGGAUAUUAACGAUGAAGCUUUUGCAGCCAUUGCGAGUGCAGCGGAGAAAACCGCCAAACCGCUUUCGGCAACCAAACGCCGCAAGAUAUCGAAGGCCAGCGAUGGCAGUUUGGAGUUUGGCAGUGAGUAUGGGGAGGAGCACAUCGCCGAUACCAGAAGCAUCGACAGCAAUGAUCUGGGAGAUAUGCAAAUUAAGGAAGAAAAUGACAGCAUGGAUAGCGAAGAAUUCCCGCUGGUCAAAGCAGUAAAGCGUAAAUCGACGGAUGGUGAUAAGUCGAAACUAAAUCAGCUACAAAAACAGUGUGCAGAGGCGACCACCACAACGACUAGCACGCUGGUCAAAGAGGAGCCUAUCGAUGUGGAUGCUGACGAAGAGAACGGCGUUAUCACAGUUUCAACGCAAAAUACGAUUAUGCCCACACUCAUCGAACGUUUGGCCGACACCUCCUCGAGCAUAAUUAUACCAGUCUCAAGCCCACUGACGAUUGUUUCAAACGCCGGCAAUGCGUCCAAAGUAACAACCACAACCACGUCCAGCGCACAAUCGGCACCGCAGGGUAAGAUCUCUUUGGUACCAACCAACUUCCUCAUGCAACCCAAACCAACAACACCAACCGCCACGACACCCACAGCGCCAGCGCCAUUGAUGCCACUACAUCAGUCGCAAAUCCAACUGCUGCCGAAUGCAUUGAAUGCCAGCGGCGCAUUGCAGUCAGGACGCAUUUUGCUCAGCGGCACCGCGGGUGUAGGCGGCGCACAGGGUACGCCCACCAGUGCUGGCUUUGUGGCCACGGGUCCGGGUGGCAUGAAGUUGCUGCUCGUGAAUGCUGAUCAAGCUGCGGCAGGUGGCGCAAAUGCGGCUUUGAGUAAAACUUUGUUGCCGCAAAUAAAUGCGGCGUUACUCCAACAACAACAACAACAAAAGCAACAGCAGGCGCAACAACAACAGCAAUUGCAACAACAGCAGCAGCAGCAACAACAACAGCAGGAGCAACAAGCACAGGCACAACAGCUUCAAAAGGAAAAACAACAAAAACAGCAACAACUACUCAAGAAAGUCGAGGAAGCCAAAGCCAAGGCAGCCAAUAAGCGCCAGCAAAAGCAGUUGAACGACAAACAGCGACGCGAGGAAUUGCUAUCACGCAAGGAAGCCGCCAGCAUGCGUAUACUGCUGCGUCACAUACACAACGCACAAAUGGAGAACAAUGAAAUACAACAACAGCGGCUGGCGCUUGAACGCGAGCGCUUCGACUUCGAGCGUUCCGCAGUCGAACGCUUCUUUGGCGAACUACCCAAACUAUUCACACAACAGCAGCAGCAACAACAACAGCAAACACAGGUGUUACAACAGCAACAACAACAAGUGGCGGCCGCAAUGCAGGCGCACACACAACAAAUGCGCUUAAAUCCACCAAAACUGGUCUUCACGACCGCGGUGCCAGGCGGCGCGAGUUUAGCGGGUGUGACUGGCAGUGCUACCAUAUUGACACCAACCAAAUUAACGGCAAAUGCUAUGCCCAAGCUGGCGCCGGCACCAACUGCGGUCAUUACACAAACUCCGUUGACCGUGUCGUUGCCAGCUACUCCGGAGGCAAAUACGAAUGCGCAAAGCGUUGAUGUGCAGCUGGUCACACCGAAAACGGAGCGAGAGGACUGAGUUACGUUUACAGCGCGUUUGGAAAAUACUCAAUUGCUAUAAAAAAAUAAAGUGAAAACUUUUGAAAAUUAUGGGCAAGCACAAACUUAAAAAAAAAACUACCGUUACAUAGCAAAUAUACGCAUAUGGAUGCUUGAAAGCGCUUCAAAUAAAAUUUGAACACCCUGGCGUCUCUAGUAUUAAUAAUAUUGGUAUUAUUUAUAAAUAAAUGCAUAGAAAUUAUUUGCAAAAAUUAUAUGUAUAUUUGCACAUUAUAAAUUUGUUUAACAAUUGCAAUUUCAAUACUCUUAUAAUUACUUAUUAGUUAAAAAAAUAUUAAUUUAUAUAUUUUUGCAAUAAAUUAACAAUAUAAUUACGUCCAAAUAAAAAUGGUAAUGGUAUUAGUAAUUUAUAAAUUUGUAAAAAAUAUGCGAAAUUAGCAAUAAUUAUUAGGUAAACUUUCGU